This is a messenger RNA of Debaryomyces tyrocola, 3699 nucleotides long. The record is from the annotation of a GenBank genome assembly. NCBI's taxonomy places the organism in Eukaryota, Fungi, Ascomycota, Pichiomycetes, Serinales, Debaryomycetaceae.
AUGUCACUGAAGUUGAAGAAACCAUCUACUCCAAAUAAGAGUGCAAGUAAGGUGAAUGGAACUUCCUCAGGAAGUGGUUCCAAAAAGAAGCAACUGUCUCUUAUGUCAUUCUUUAAGCCUGCUAGUAAACCUGGACAGGAGUCUUCACCAUUAAAAAGUAAAAAUAAUAGUGAAGUUAAAGAUGGAAGCGAUAAAGAGAAUGAAAGAAGUAUACUAGAAGAUACUCAAUUAACAGAUACACCUUUAACUUCAGAAACCAGUGCCGCCGUGGAUACAACAUACAAAAGAUCAAAGCCCGACUUUCCAGGGUCAUCUCCAGUCAAGCAAGAUAACCUACAAGAGAACCCUAAAAAACCUUUAUCGGAUUCAUCAAACAACGCUGUUCCUAAUUCGAGUCCAGUUUCGAAACGUAGUUCGAAUAAAUCUAUCAGCUACGCAGAAUCAGACGCGGACGAGGAUGCUAAUAUUUCUCAAGCAUCCCGCAAAAGAAGAAAGAUCGUGGAAAGUGAUGAUGAUGAAGAUGAAUUUAAUCCAGAAGAUGCAGAAGCUGACGAAGAAGAUGACGAUGAUGAUAUGAGUGACUUUGUCGUGGAUGAUAAUGAUGAGAGCGGUAUAGAUGACGAAGAAGAGGGGAUAGAAAAUGAAGACGAAGGCAUAGAAGAAAUCAGUAUAGCAAAACCAAAAAAGAAGAUUAGAGCUUCUGCAAAAAUAGAAGUAAAAAAGGUCAACACAGACACUGUACCAUCGGGUCAAAGCUCAUUAGGCAAUAAAUUUAAAGCAAAUUCCUCUUACACUGUAUCUUCAGGUUCAUUGCCCAAACCAAAGGAUUCAAGGCCAUCUUCAACUAUGACCAAGAAUAAUAAGUUUUCAAAAGAAAAUGAAGAAAGAUAUCAAUGGUUGGUUAAUAUUAAAGAUGCAGAGAAGAGAACACCCGACGAUCCUAACUAUGAUUCAAGAACGUUAUAUGUUCCUUCGUCAGCCUGGUCAAAAUUUACUGCAUUUGAGAAGCAAUACUGGGAGAUUAAAUCUAUAAUGUGGGAUACUGUUGUUUUCUUUAAGAAAGGAAAAUUUUAUGAAUUAUAUGAAAAUGAUGCAAUGAUUGCAAAUUCUCAAUUUGAUUUAAAAAUUGCUGGUGGUGGAAGAGCAAAUAUGAAAUUAGCUGGAAUCCCAGAGAUGUCUUUUGAUUACUGGGCUAAGGAAUUCAUCAAUCUGGGUUAUAAAGUCGCUAGAGUAGAUCAAAAGGAGACUUUAUUAGCCAAAGAAAUGAGAGGAGGUUCUACUAAGGAGGAAAAGAUUAUUAAAAGAGAGUUAACAGGAGUAUUAACUGGAGGUACGUUGACCGAUUUAAACAUGAUAAGUGAUGAUAUGUCUAUUUACUGUUUAAGUAUUAAGGAAGAACAAUUGGACAAUGGUAGCAAAAUGUUUGGUAUCGCUUUCGUCGAUACUGCAACAUCCGAAUUAAAUUUAAUCGAAUUUGUUGAUGAUAAUGAAUGCACCAAGCUAGACACCUUAAUCGCUCAGAUUAGACCAAAAGAAAUCCUAUGCGAGAAGAAUAAUUUAUGUUCCAUUGCUAAUAAGAUUUUGAAAUUUAAUGCACAUAAUUCGAAUCAAAUUUGGAAUAAUUUAAAUCCAAUUUCGGAAUUCUGGGAUUAUGAUUCAACAUUAGAAAAUUUGGUUAAAAGCAAAUAUUACGCAGCCGAAGAUUUAGAUGAUUAUUCUAAUUUCCCUAGGAUUUUAGUUAGCUUCAAAGAUAAUCAUAAAUGUGCGUUCAAUGCAUUUGGGGGGUUGUUAUAUUAUUUGAAGUCAUUAAAAUUGGAUGAAAGUAUCAUGACCUUAGCUAACAUUAAUGAAUACGUUAUUUCGAAAAACUCUUCUAAGCAUUUAAUUUUAGAUGGUAUUACAUUGAAUAAUUUGGAAAUCUUAAACAACUCAUUUGAUGGCGGGGAUAAAGGAACUUUAUUCAAAUUAGUGAAUAGGGCAAUUACACCUUUUGGAAAGAGAAUGUUAAAGCAUUGGGUUUUGCAUCCGUUGAUGAAGAUAGAAGACAUUAACGAAAGAUACGAUUCCGUAGACUAUUUAAUGGGUGAAGGUAUAAAAUUCAGAGAAAUUUUGGAACAUGCAUUUAAUGGUUUGCCUGAUUUGGAAAGAUUAUUGGCGAGAAUUCACAGCAAGACGUUGAAAUUUAAAGAUUUCUUGAGAGUCGUAGAAAGUUUUGAAAAAAUUUCGAAAUUAGUGGUAGAUGUUCAUGAUUUUUCAGAUAGUGAAACGGGGUCUUUACAUAAGUUUGUUAAUAGUUUUCCCGCAGAACUAGAAAAUUGUAUCAAAGAAUGGGACGAUGCAUUUGACAGACAAGAAUCAAUGCGUGAUAUUGUCGUUCCAAUGAAAGGAAUUGACAAUGAGUUUGACACAUCCCAUGCUAAGAUUAAUACGCUUGAAAGUGAAUUGAAUGAGCAUUUAAAGAUUUACAAGAAGCAAUAUAAAUCCAAUGAGAUUUGUUAUAAAGAUUCUGGUAAGGAGAUCUUUUUAAUAGAAAUGCCAAAUAAGAUAAAAAAUAUACCAAAGGAUUGGCAGCAAAUGGGGUCAACAUCGAAAGUCAAGAGAUUUUGGUCGCCAGAAGUACGAAAAUUGGUUAGGGAAUUAAUGGAACAGAAAGAAACGCAUAAGAUGGUUUGCGAGACUUUGAAAUUUAGGAUGUAUGAAAAAUUCAAUAAAAAUUAUUCAAUUUGGAUAUCAGCCAUACGGAAUAUCGCUAAUAUUGACUGUUUAAUUGCAUUGACGAAAACUUCUGAAUCUAUUGGAUAUCCAUCUUGUAGACCACAAUUUGAGAAAGCAGAUAAAGGAUUGAUCGAGUUCAAAGAAUUAAGACACCCCUGUUUUAUUGGAACAAAAGAAUUUAUACCCAAUGACAUUUGCUUGGGAGGAUCAGAACCGAAUUUUGGACUUCUUACGGGUGCAAAUGCUGCGGGAAAAUCUACAAUUAUGAGGACAACUGCAUUAGCAGUCAUGUUAAGUCAAAUCGGGUGUCAUGUUCCUGCCAGUCUGGCACGGUUGAAUCCAAUCGACAGAAUUAUGACAAGAUUAGGGGCUAAUGAUAAUAUAAUGCAAGGAAAAUCCACAUUCUUCGUUGAAUUAUCAGAGACUAAGAAAAUCUUGAGUAAUGCAACUCCAAACUCAUUGGUCAUUUUAGAUGAAUUAGGAAGAGGUGGUUCUUCUAGUGAUGGUUAUUCGAUUGCUGAAUCUGUUUUAUACCAAUUGGCUACUCAUAUUCAAUCGUUGGGUUUUUUUGCAACGCAUUAUGGUUCUCUAGGGUUAUCUUUUAGGAACCACCCUCAAAUCAAACCUUUGAGAAUGGCAAUUUUAAUCGACGAUCAUUCUAGAAACAUCACAUUCUUAUAUAAGUUAGAACAAGGAGCUGCACCGGGAUCGUUUGGUAUGAACGUGGCAUCUAUGUGUGGCAUUUCUAAUGAAAUAGUUGAUAAGGCCGAAAUCGCGGCAAAGGAAUAUGAGCAGACUUCAAGAAUUAAGAGGCAGAAUGAUAUAAGUAACGCGAAUCUCAAUAACUUGAGCUUAGGGUUACAGAGUGAUUUUGCUUGGCUAGUGAACAAUUAUAAAAAGCUUUCUGAGGAUAUUUUGGAUUAUGAUGAAUCGGUGAAGCAAAAUGCUUUGACUAACAUUUUUACUAUGGUAGAAAAUCUAUAA